Molecule: messenger RNA, 3958 nt
Organism: Euleptes europaea (tarantolino)
Lineage: Eukaryota; Metazoa; Chordata; Lepidosauria; Squamata; Sphaerodactylidae
Gene: UBE2O
Product: ubiquitin conjugating enzyme E2 O
Exons: 18
Coding region: 1-3936 (1311 amino acids)
Source: RefSeq, a predicted model, not a curated record
AUGGCGGAGUCCCCCGCUCCCCCUGCCUCAGCCGCCGUCGUCGUCGUGGGUGGUGGCGGCGGCGGCUCCCAGCGGCUGCUCUUCACGCACGACCUGGUGUCGGGCCGGUACCGGGGCUCGGUGCGCUUCGGCCUGGUCCGCGUCAUGCACGGCGAGGACUCCGACUCGGAGGAGGACGAGGGAGGACGAGGCCCCGGCGGCGGCAACGGCGGCAGCGGGGGAGGCGGCGGCGGCGGCCCCGGCGGAGGCGCGGCCAGCUCCGGCGGCUCCGAGUCGGGAGGCCCCUGCGGCGGCGAGGAGGGCCGCGGCAGCCCCCUCCGCCGGGGCUACGUCCGGGUCCAGUGGUACCCAGAGGGCAUCAAGCAGCACGUCAAGGAGACCAAGCUGAAGCUCGAAGAUCGGUCAGUGGUACCUCGGGAUGUCGUUAGGCAUAUGGGCUCACAGGACAGCCAGUGUGGGACUGUUGUUGAUGUAAAUAUAGAGUGCGCAGUGAAACUAGUGGGAACCAACUGUAUCCUUUAUCCCAUCAACAGCAAAGACCUUCAGAAUAUCUGGCCAUUCAUGUAUGGUGACUGCAUAGCCUAUGACUGGUGGCUAGGAAAAGUGUACGAUUUAAAGAACCAGAUCAUUCUGAAGCUCUCCAAUGGAGCCAGGUGUUCCAUGAGUACAGAAGAUGCAGCAAAACUCUAUGAUGUCUGUCCCCAUGUGAGCGACUCGGGCCUCUUCUUCGAUGACUCGUAUGGCUUUUACCCUGGACAAGUUCUGAUUGGUCCCUCAAAAGUCUUCUCGAACGUGCAGUGGCUUUCAGGGGUAAAGCCUGUUCUCAGCACAAAGAGCAAGUUCAGGGUGGUGGUAGAAGAGGUUCAGGUGGUAGAAUUAAAAGUUACUUGGAUCACAAAAAGCUUCUGUCCUGGAGGUACAGAUAGUAUAAGUCCACCACCAUCAGUAAUCACACAAGAGAAUUUGUCUAGGGUAAAACGUUUGGGGUGCUUUGACCAUGCCGAGCGGCAACUUGGGGAGAGGUGCCUCUAUGUAUUUCCUGAGAAAGUGGAGCCUGCAAAAAUCACCUGCGAGUGCCCAGAGAGAAACUGUGUUCUGGGAGAAGGAUCCGUGGCCAAAAAGGUAAGAAGAUUAUUGAAGAAGCAGAUAGUGAAGAUUAUGUCAUGCUCUGCGGAUUCUCAGGGUACCGCUGACCUCCCUGAAGGAGAACCUGCUGCUGGUGGCGACCAACAAUCUGAAGAUCUGAAAGCUAGCUCAAAAUGUGAACUCGAAGAUUCUGCCAACGGUGCUGUAAGUUUACAAGAGGUCAAGGGAGAACACCUUGAUGAAACAGGGAAAGGCAUCACCUGCGAAGCUGCUGGGCUGCAGCUGCAACCACCAUUCGUACUGAAAAGAGACAACCUCUCCUCUGACUACAAGCUGCAAUCAAUAGAGCAGGAUGCCGACGACGAAGCCGCGGAUGACACCGAUGACACCAGCUCCGUGACAUCUUCUGCCAGCUCCACGGCCUCUUCUCAAAGCGGCAGCGGCACAGGCCGCAAGAAGAGUAUCCCACUCUCCAUCAAGAACCUCAAGCGGAAACAUAAAAAAAAGAAAACCAAGGUUUCCCGGGAGUUUAAACCAGGUGACAGGGUUGCUGUAGAAGUGGUGACCACCAUGACUUCAGCUGACGUGAUGUGGCAGGAUGGCUCCGUGGAGAAAAACAUUCGUUCCAAUGAGCUGUUUCCUGUCCAUCACUUGGACAACAACGAGUUUUGCCCUGGAGAUUUUGUGGUGGAUAAAAGAGCACAGAGUUCUCUGGAUCCUGGUAUGUAUGGAGUGGUGCAGUCAGGAGACCAUGUUGGCCGCACCUGCAUGGUGAAAUGGUUCAAGUUGAAACCCAGUGGCGAUGAUGUGGAGCUUGUUGGGGAGGAGGAGGAUGUCAGUGUGUAUGACAUCGCUGACCACCCAGAUUUCCGCUUCCGCACUACUGAUUUUGUGAUCCGCAUUGGCAAUGCUGAGGAUAGUGCGUCAGUCAAUGAAAACGAGCCAUCAGUGGGACAGGUGGCUCGUGUGGAUUUCAGCAGCAAAGUGGAAGUUGUGUGGGCUGAUAAUUCCCGGACAAUCGUUCUGCCACAGCACUUAUACAACAUAGAAUCUGAGAUGGAUGAAGAGACAGACCUUGAUUCCAUAGAUGGCAGCACAAGCGGCGCCUCCUCGGAUGAAUGGGAGGACGAGAGUGACAGCUGGGAGACGGACAAUGGCCUUAUGGAAGAGGACCAUUCAAAACCAGAGGAAGCGGAGCCUGAGGAGCCACCACCCGUGGAAGAGGUGAAGAAUUUGGAAGAGCAAGCGCAGGGUGCCGUGGCGAUGGCCGUAGCAGACCUAGCAGCAGAUAAGUCCGGCAAAGAAGGAACGCCGAAAAGUUUCCGAGAGCUGAAGGAGGCCAUUAAGAUCUUGGAGAGCCUGAAAAACAUGACCGUGGAGCAGUUGCUGACGGGCUACCCAACCUCUCCCACGGUAGAACCUGAAAAGCCUACCCGCGAGAAGAAGUUCUUGGACGACAUCAAGAAGCUACAGGAAAACCUGAAGAAGACUCUUGACAAUGUGGCCAUUGUGGAGGAGGAGAAGAUGGAGGCAAUGGUGGAGGCAGAGAAGAAGGAAGAGAGGGAGGCCCAGACGCAGACGCCAGUGGCAUUGGAGUGGCCGAGCGAGACGCCGGUGCUCUGCCAGCAAAGUGGCGGCAAACCCGGAGUCACUUUCACCAGUGCCAAGGGGGAAGUAUUCUCUGUGCUGGAGGGCGCCCCAGAUAGUCAUGCCUUUAAGAAAAUGGAAUUCCAGCCUCCAGAAGCCAAGAAGUUUUUCAGUACAGUAAGGAAAGAAAUGGCUCUGCUAGCAACCUCACUGCCAGAUGGUAUCAUGGUCAAAACCUUUGAAGACAGAAUGGACCUGUUUUCGGCAUUAGUCAAAGGACCCACCCGCACACCGUAUGAAGACGGCCUCUUCUUAUUUGACAUCCAGCUCCCCAACAUCUAUCCGGCUGUCCCCCCUCUCUUCCGCUACCUCUCCCAGUGCAGUGGGAGACUGAACCCCAACUUGUAUGAUAAUGGAAAGGUCUGCGUAAGCCUUCUGGGGACAUGGAUAGGCAAGGGCACAGAGAGGUGGACCAGCAAAUCCAGCCUUCUCCAGGUGCUCAUCUCAAUCCAAGGUCUUAUCCUAGUUAAUGAGCCUUAUUACAACGAGGCUGGCUUCGACAGUGACCGGGGCUUGCAAGAGGGCUACGAGAACAGCCGCUGCUACAACGAGAUGGCUCUGAUCCGCAUGGUGCAGUCCAUGAUGCAGCUGCUGCGCAAGCCGGUGGAAGUCUUUGAGCAGGAGAUCUACGAACACUUCUGCUGCAAUGGCUGGCGCUUGGUCCACCGCAUCGAGUCCUGGGUGGAGACCAACGAGCUGGUGGAGAGAAGCCAUGACCAAGCCGGUCUGGGGGAUUCCUGCUUUGGGCACGCGGCGUGUGGCAUCCUGGCGGAGAGCCCCGUCGACAGCAUGGGGCUGCUGGGCGAACAAGAGGAGUUGGGGGCGGCAGCUGCCCCGUUGUCCGAAGGCAGGGAGGAGCUGGAAGACUCUGGUUGCGGAGUGUCGACUCUUCCGUCUAGCGACACCCAUCAGUAUUCAGACUCAGAGAGCAUGGGCCGGGCCAGGGCAGCGCACUUUGCCAGAGACCUAACGGAUGAGAGUAAAGCCCCUCAGGACUCUGCUUCUCAGCAGCCUAGCGUGAAACCAAAGAAAAGGAGAAAGAGCUACCGGAGCUUCCUCCCGGAAAGGAGUGGCUACCCCGAUAUUGGGUUCCCCCUCUUCCCGCUGUCCAAGGGGUUCAUAAAGAGCAUCCGUGGUGUCUUGCGGCAGUACCGGGCUGCCUUAGUAGAGGCCAACAUCCCAGAGUGGACAGAAGACAAAUAAGACAUCAGGCGACAGGGGACAG